CUCCCCAACCCACAAAAAUGGCAGACAAAACAGCAGCCGCAGAAGCACCACUGCCACCAGGAGGCCCAAAAGCAGCACUUGUCAAAGCAAAAGUCAUUUCAGGGUUAUUGACAAUGCUGUCUUUCAUUCUGUCGCUUCCAGUUCUCGCCUCAGUCAUAUGGCUUCUCUACAUGAGAGAAUCUGACUGCGAGAGCCUCUUGAGGCUGCCACAGCUUCAGUUUGGGAUCGGCAUUGCGUUGAUCUUCAUGUUCAUCAUUUGCAUUGCCUCCUUGGUGCUAAGUCGGCGGUUUCCGAUGCCGGGUUUCCUCCUGGUUAUGGUGCCGCUGCUGGUGAUGCUUGUCGUUGGAUUGGCUCUCGUGGGGGCUUAUGAUUUGGAGAGUAGAAGAAUUCCUGCUUCACCUAAAUGGUUGAGGUCGAAGGUUACAGAUCCUCUGAAUUGGAAUUAUAUCAAAACCUGCAUUUAUGAGACAAAAAUUUGUGAUGAUUUGUUUUCAAGAUCAAUCAGCUCCAAAUCUUAUGAUUUUAGUAUGAGCAAGUUAUCUUCCAUCGAGGCGGGAUGUUGCAAGCCACCAUCGGUCUGUCAGAUGGAGUUCGUGAACGCAACGUUUUGGAGGAAAAAUGAAGCAACCAUGAACGAUUCAUCAGCUCCAUGUUAUUCAGAUUGCGAUAUUUGGGGAAAUGACAGAACCAUUUUGUGCUACAGUUGCCAAGCCUGCAAAGACGGUUUUCUCUCAACCUUGAGAAGCAAGUGGUGGAAGUUUGGCCUCUUCCUCGUUUUAAUUGCUUUAUUGCUCAUUGUUUCUCAUUUGUUGCUCUUUAUUGCCACCAUGUUGGAGCGUUUUGCCGUCUAGGCAAAGUUAGAACUAGAAGGCAAGCUCUGUUUUGUUUCUUUUUUGGGAUAGUGUUCCUUUUCUUUUCUGUUUUUUAUUUUUGUUUGUAAAGGGCUAGGUUUUACUUUGAUUAAUAAAAG
Messenger RNA from Mangifera indica (mango), 970 nucleotides. Its product is annotated as tetraspanin-15-like. Lineage: Eukaryota; Viridiplantae; Streptophyta; Magnoliopsida; Sapindales; Anacardiaceae. The transcript has 2 exons. Bases 18 to 851 code for a protein of 277 amino acids. Gene Ontology annotation, cellular component: plasmodesma; plasma membrane. The record is from RefSeq and is a predicted model, not a curated record. Gene Ontology annotation, biological process: auxin-activated signaling pathway.